This is a messenger RNA of Drosophila obscura, 624 nucleotides long. RefSeq lists its product as uncharacterized. Lineage: Eukaryota; Metazoa; Arthropoda; Insecta; Diptera; Drosophilidae. The record is from RefSeq and is a predicted model, not a curated record. The transcript is spliced from 2 exons. Bases 38 to 484 code for a protein of 148 amino acids.
AAAUCGUUUAAAGCCCACCAAGUUUAAUCUGAAAUCCAUGCAACAAAGUGCUUGCCAACGACGAAAGUUGACGACUGUGAAAAGGCGAAAGAAAUCCUGCAGGAAGAAGCCCAUAUGCAAAUCCCAGGCCAAAUCCAUGUGCAGAGCCAAUUUGAAUUGCAAAUCCAAUCGAAAGCCAAAGAAGUCUUGCCGCAAAAGCAAAUCCAAACUGCAGAAGAGAUUCAGCAAGCCCAAACCCAUGAAGAAAUGCGUAAAAAAGGCGGGAGAGCAGUACAUUAUUUAUUUAAACGAUGUACCAUCCAACUCUCAGUCGCCGAAUCAUUGCAUCAUUUGGCGUUCCUGCAAGGCUUUUAGCAAUUUUAUGAAUGAAUAUCGUGCCAAAUGCAGCGAUCCUGAUGCUUCGGAUGUCAUGCAAAACGGUGCCAGAGCCUGGCAAAUGCUCACGAACUUACAACAGAGCAAAUAUCACCAUCCGGUGAUUUAAAUGUGCAAAAAGUAGGAUCAUUGGUGGUAAAUGUUUCUUUAAGUUGGCUAAAAACAAUAUUUAAAAUUAAAGAAUAAAUCUCUGAAAAAGUGUAAAAAGGAAAAGUAUUUUUUGCAGUCAGGAUAAAUGGAUUCCCAAUG